UAUAAUGUUAGUUUUCCGUACAUAUCGUGGCUGGUCUGACGUUCGCUCAAUUUUUGACGCGGCCACUAUUAAAAAACUUUUACUUUGUAUGUUUUGACAAUAAUAAUAAUAUAGUGAUGUGAAAAUUACGUGGGCGAAAUUUAAGUAAUUUAGAUUUCGAUAUUUUUCAAAAUGGAUACGCAAACGGUAUUUUGGACUCUUGUUUUGGUUCUUACGAAAUUUGCGGAGGCGGGAAGUAUUGGUGACCAGUGUGAUUGGAGUGGAAGCGGGUUGAGCGUUACUGCUGAGAGGGGCGUGACUCCUGUCUACCUGAGGUGUCGAGAAGGCACAGUAUCUUGGCUUUACCCUCGAGGAGCUCUGCGGUUACUCUUCCGCCCUCCUCUACCAGCUGAUGAAAAGGACUUCAGGGUCUGCAUCAGAGUCAUUAGGCGACCGGACCCUCCCGACUUAUUUCAUUCAUUGCAGUUUAAUGAUACCGACGUUGCAGAGCGGUUUCCGGCCCGCAUUUUCGUGGAAGGUGCGAAGCGGCUUAUACCUCUUUACGCACCUGAUGACGGCGACCCUCGCGAACUUCGAUGCUUCCGAAGCAGGCGAGGUCGCGCUGCUUUGUACGUUGAAGCAGAACCUGAAGAGGGAACUAAGAGGAGAGUGGCCAUGUUCAAGUAUGAAGCCAGGUCUUUAGUGAGAAGACACUAUGACCCUGCAACGGCUGAAUGCAGACCUUGCUCGGAGUCAGAAUUGGAGCUGGCAUUCUGCACUAGUGAUCUCGUAUCGAAAGGUAUAAUAGUGGGUAGUGAACAGCGUGAAGAUUUGGAUACGACACAACUGACCCUGCGAUUGACCAACUUGAUUCGUGCUACGGCUGCCGCAACUGAUCCUAGCGAAGAGGAGAAUCAGUACUUUAGAUAUGAAAUCGACAAUACAAUAGGCACCGGUCGUAGGCGACACCCCCGAAGCCUUCACGCACACGUUCACGUUGCUUCACGUUGCGAAGCCGGCGCCGGUUCGGGAGAAUUCCUUAUAAUGGCUAGAAGAGCUCUCGGGAGAUAUCAUUUGGUCUGCGCGCCGAGAGCACACGAAUGGAAAGAAUUGGCAAAGAGACGUAAUGCAGAAGGUACCGCGCAUUGUUUGUUGCAGCAUUAGGUUUUGGUAAAGUUUUAGUACGGUAACACCGUAUGUGGGGUUGCCAUGUAAAGAUUUUUAAUGUAUUGCUACAUACAUAAUUCAGACGUCUAAGAGCUUCUAAUGUUUAUUUAAUGAACAUGUAUUGAAUCUGCAGGUCCAAGAUUCUAUGAUAACCUAAGAGGAAUGUUUCAAUACUUUAUAUUACCAACUCAAUCUAAAUGAAUAAUGUUCGUAAUAGGAUUAAAACAAAAUUAUUCAACCAUUAUUUCGUUGACUGAAAGUUUUUAUACGUCUGAAAAAUCUUAUGCAAUGUGCGACUAUGUUACAUUUGAAUGGAUCGUUGCAAUAUUGAAAAUGUAUAUUGUUAGAUAAGUGGGAAGAAUUUAUCUGAGAGUUAAUCAACACUAUAUUAGUACCCGCUUGCCAUAACUAGCUUGUAAAAUGCAAUUGUAAAUAUUUGUAAAGAAAUGUGGUCCACAGUGCCAAAUGUAAGAUUUAUUUUUAAGAUUGAUCUCAAUAUGUAUAUAUUGUAUAUGUAUUUUUAUAUUCAUUGUAAACCCAACGUUUGAAAUAUCUUCCUAUAGUUAUAAAAAUAAGAAAAAGAAAAAAAUCUAUGUACACGAUCGCGGCAGACAAGUUGAUGAAUACACAGAAAUCAGUAAACGCUGUUCUAAAUUUCCAUACAAAAGAUAUUGUUUCUAUAUUCUAUUACUUAUGGCUACUAAUAGUACAACUUCUAAGGUUUCUCCGUAUUUACCUAUUCAGAAUAGCGUGGAACAUAGAAGGAAAGAACAGAAGAAAAGGAUAUCUGCGUAUUUAAUGACCUUGGCGCUUGUAAUACUUUUUUAAGCAUUUAUAAGGUCUCGAUAGCGCCUAUACAUGAGAAACUCAUAUACUGAAUGUAAAUUUUGUGCUUCCAAGCAGAACCUAUGAAAUAUAAAUAUUUAGAAUCUUAUAUAUUUUAUAAUAUAUUUGUACCUAUAUGUUUUAUAAAAAUGUGUUAGUUACAUAAUUUUGAUGUGAUAUAGAUGUAUAUUUCCAAGUGCCUAUUGUAAAUACGAUGUUGUACAUUUAAUAUAAUUAUCAUAGUACGAGAUGUUAAAAAUAAAAAAGUAAAGAUA
Messenger RNA from Pieris napi, 2246 nucleotides. RefSeq names its product meteorin-like protein. The transcript has 6 exons. Gene Ontology annotation, molecular function: hormone activity. The coding region runs from base 172 to 1143 and encodes 323 amino acids. The record is from RefSeq and is a predicted model, not a curated record. NCBI's taxonomy places the organism in Eukaryota, Metazoa, Arthropoda, Insecta, Lepidoptera, Pieridae.